Colletotrichum godetiae is the source of this 1588-nucleotide messenger RNA. Its product is annotated as 8-oxoguanine DNA-glycosylase. Lineage: Eukaryota; Fungi; Ascomycota; Sordariomycetes; Glomerellales; Glomerellaceae. Bases 187 to 1401 code for a protein of 404 amino acids. Gene Ontology annotation, molecular function: 8-oxo-7,8-dihydroguanine DNA N-glycosylase activity; damaged DNA binding. Gene Ontology annotation, cellular component: nucleus. The transcript is spliced from 3 exons. The record is from RefSeq and is a predicted model, not a curated record. Gene Ontology annotation, biological process: base-excision repair; base-excision repair, AP site formation; nucleotide-excision repair.
GGAAGAACUCGCAAAGUGAUCAGCCUCAGCGGCGACUUUUAUUCAACUUCAUGUAAAUCGCCCACCUUCGUACCGAAUAGUCUGGCCUUCUCUUCUAUCCUUAGUUGAAGCCUUAGUAUUUUGCAGAGACACUUUCCUUUAUCCAAGUCACCCAUCGAAAAUUCUGGUCUCUAAGUACAACAAGUUAUGUCUUUAGCCAGGGUGACUGAAUGGCGAAAACUGCCGCUCAGUCUGGCUGAGCUGUGCGUCGACACGACUCUUCGAUGUGGCCAAUCUUUUCGAUGGCGGAAAGUCAAUGAUAUGUGGUGCUGCACGUUGUAUGGUCGAAUUGUGUCAUUAAAGCAAGAUUCAACUCACUUGCAUUAUAAGGUCACUUGGCCUACGAAACCAACUUAUCCGCUCACCCCUCCAACUUUUGACGGCGAAGCUAGUGGAGACGACACAGAGGAAUUACUACGGCAUUACCUGAGCCUCAAGUUGGACCUAAAGUCCUUGUAUGAGGAAUGGUCGAAAGCAGAUGCCAACUUUCGCAGGAGGGCGCCAGAGUUUGGAGGUGUUCGGAUGCUGAGCCAAGACGCAUGGGAGGCUUUGAUUUGUUUCAUCUGCAGUAGUAACAACAAUAUCUCCAGGAUAUCACAGAUGGUUCACAAGCUGUGUCUACACUACGGUCCGCUCAUUGGCAAGAUUGGGGACGAAACGUUUCAUGAUUUCCCAGCGCCCGAGGCUCUAACGGGAAGCUCAGUUGAGGCACACUUGAGGGAACUCGGGUUUGGCUAUCGCGCCAAGUACAUUGCGCAGACAGCCUCGAUUGUGGUCAACGACAGGCCCAAGGGAUGGUUCGAGAGCCUCACCAACCCAGAGAACCCUUGCUACAUCAAAUCGGCCGAGGGGUCCAAGCUGCCCAAGUGCACAUACAAAGAGGCACACGAACAGCUGCUUCAACUGUCGGGCGUAGGCCCCAAGGUGGCCGACUGCGUCUGCCUGAUGGGCCUGGGCUGGGGUGAGGCCGUGCCGGUGGACACGCACGUCUGGCAGAUUGCUCAGCGUGACUACAAGUUCGGCAAGACCAAAACCAAGACGUUCAACAAGGCGAUGUACGAUGCCGUGGGAGACCAUUUUAGGGAGCUCUGGGGCAAGUAUGCGGGCUGGGCGCACUCUGUGCUCUUCACGGCAGACCUCAAGAAAUUUUCUGAGCGGACGGUGAAGAAGGAAGAAGACCAGACGGUGACAGUGAAGAAGGAGGUCACCGUUGACCAAGAGGCGCCAAUUUUGGGACAGAAGCGCAAAGUUGUGAAGACGAAGGUCAAGGUUGAGGUUGAAUAUGAGGCGCCCGACACUGCCCUGCUGGAAUCAUCGCCGAAACGGAGGAGAACACGAUUGCAAGCUCGAAAGACGAGCUAAUUUUCUAGCAUAUCUUGUCAAGGGGCUGUCUGCACCCAGCUUCCCAUUCUUGGGAGAGAAAGCUUUGCAGGUUUAGUAUAUCGGCAUAUAUAGGCAGAACCAUUCAAAACCGUAAGAUAGUAUCUCUUCUCUACUCUAAUGUAAGUGAAGCCAGAGGAAAAUCAGAUUUACGCCGCUUUCUUUGUUG